AUGGGACGUAAGAAAAUUAAGAUUCAACCCAUUACAGAUGAUCGUAAUCGACAGGUCACUUUUCUCAAACGAAAGCACGGUUUGAUGAAGAAGGCGUACGAACUUAGUGUUUUGUGUGAUUGUGAAGUGGCGUUGAUCAUCUUCAACACCAAUGGAAAGCUGGUCCAAUAUGCAAGCACCGAAAUUGACAAGAUUUUGAUG
Messenger RNA from Phycomyces blakesleeanus NRRL 1555(-), 201 nucleotides. Its product is annotated as MADS-box transcription factor. Gene Ontology annotation, molecular function: protein dimerization activity; DNA-binding transcription factor activity, RNA polymerase II-specific; RNA polymerase II cis-regulatory region sequence-specific DNA binding. The annotation marks the transcript as partial. NCBI's taxonomy places the organism in Eukaryota, Fungi, Mucoromycota, Mucoromycetes, Mucorales, Phycomycetaceae. The record is from RefSeq and is a predicted model, not a curated record. The transcript is spliced from 2 exons. Gene Ontology annotation, biological process: regulation of transcription by RNA polymerase II.